Messenger RNA from Condylura cristata (star-nosed mole), 3437 nucleotides. RefSeq names its product lysophosphatidylcholine acyltransferase 2 (gene LPCAT2). Gene Ontology annotation, molecular function: calcium ion binding; 1-acylglycerophosphocholine O-acyltransferase activity. Gene Ontology annotation, cellular component: endoplasmic reticulum. NCBI's taxonomy places the organism in Eukaryota, Metazoa, Chordata, Mammalia, Eulipotyphla, Talpidae. The record is from RefSeq and is a predicted model, not a curated record. Bases 29 to 1663 code for a protein of 544 amino acids. The transcript is spliced from 14 exons.
CCCAUCCAGUUUGGCGUCCGGCCCGGCCAUGAGCCGGUGCGCUGAGGCGGCGGCGGUGGCGGCCACGGUGCCGGGCGCUGGCGUCGGGAAGCCGGGACUGCGGCCGCCCAUGGUGCCCCGCCAGGCGUCCUUCUUCCCGCCGCCGGUGCCCAACCCCUUCGUGCAGCAGACGCGGAUGGGCGCGGCGAAGCGCGCCCAGAUUUUCUUUCUGGGACUUCUCCUGCUCCCACUCCGCACCUUAUUGCUUGCGUGUGUCUUAAUCCUGGCGUGGUCAUUUGCUGCGAUUUCAACAGUGUGCACCCCUGAAAAGCCGACCCACCCGCUGACUGGUUGGAGGAGGAAAAUUAGCCAACCAGUUUUGAAGUUUCUGGGCCACGCCAUGUUCCUUUCCAUGGGAUUUAUAGUCACCGUGAAAGGCAAGAUGGCUGAUUCCGCGGAAGCACCGAUCUUUGUGGUCGCCCCUCAUUCAAGCUUCUUUGAUGGAAUCGCCUGUGUCGUCACGGGGUUACCUUCCAUAGUAUCUCGAAACGAGAAUGUACAGGUCCCUCUGAUUGGCAGACUGUUACGGGCCUUGCAGCCAGUGCUGGUGUCCCGUGUAGAUCCAGAUUCAAGAAAAAACACGAUAAAUGAAAUAAUCAAGAGAGCUACAUCAGGAGGCGAAUGGCCACAGAUACUAGUUUUCCCAGAAGGUACUUGUACUAAUCGUUCCUGUUUGAUUACUUUUAAACCAGGCGCCUUCAUCCCGGGUGUCCCGGUGCAGCCCGUGCUCCUCCGGUACCCCAACAAGCUGGACACUGUGACCUGGACCUGGCAAGGAUACACAUUCAUUCAGCUUUGCAUGCUCACUUUCUGCCAGCCCUUCACAAGGGUGGAAGUCGAGUUUAUGCCUGUCCAAGUACCAAGUGAUGAAGAAAAAAGCGACCCCGUCCUUUUUGCCAGCCGAGUCCGGAAUUACAUGGCAGAAGCCCUGGGGAUCCCAGUCACAGACCACACCUAUGAAGACUGCAGGCUGAUGAUUUCAGCAGGGCAGUUGACCUUGCCUAUGGAGGCCGGGUUGGUGGAAUUUACCAAAAUUAGCCGGAAACUGAAGUUGGACUGGGAUGGCGUCCGCAAGCAUUUGGACGAGUACGCGGCCAUUGCCAGUUCCUCAAAGGGAGGACGGAUCGGGAUUGAGGAAUUUGCAGAGUAUUUGAAGUUGCCCGUUUCCGACGUCCUGAGACAACUCUUUGCACUCUUUGACAGGAACCACGACGGCAGCAUCGACUUCCGAGAGUAUGUGAUCGGCCUGGCUGUCCUGUGCCACCCUGCCAACACCGAGGAGAUCAUCCAGGUGGCCUUCAAGCUCUUUGAUGUGGAUGAGGAUGGCUACAUCUCCGAGGAAGAGUUUUCCACCAUCCUGCAAGCUUCGCUGGGAGUGCCUGACCUUGACGUCUCCGGGCUCUUCAAGGAAAUAACUCAGGGGGAUUCGGUUUCCUACGAGGAAUUCAAAAGUUUUGCCCUAAAGCAUCCAGAAUAUGCCAAGAUAUUUACAACAUACCUGGACCUCCAGACCUGCCACGUGUUUUCCUUACCCGGAGAAGGGCAGCCGCCUCCCUCCAUCGCCAGUAACCAAGUCAGCCCUGAACACCUGGGAGAGAGCCCGUCCGACAAAAAGGAUGACUGAGUGUAACUCUUCCCAGGCAGAAAGCCAGCGGCUCUUCCUUGGGAUGGCAAAGGCACUCACUGCUAGUGUUCUGAACGCGAUGGGACAAUACAGACGAUUGUCCAUAGUGUUUUAAAUGUGAUGUUAGUAGUGAAGAUGUUUAAAAGGGGAAACUUUUUUAUAAAAAUACUAGAUUUUUCUUACUGAAGUGCUUUCACUCACAUGUGUACAUCAAGCAAUAUUUCUUUUAUGUUACCCUAGAUGGAUUGAUUUACAAGUAAGUAUGCUUUUGUGGAUUUUCUAGCUUAAUUUGCAUAGGCAGGUAAAUGAACUGGUCUCACUUCCCUAGUGAGCAUUAAUGAUUGACUAAUGAACAUUAAUCAACUUUGUAAAAGCUAUAAAGAGGCUUUUUAAAAUCAAUUUCCCCUAAAGAAGUAAUAGUCUGUUUUCUCUAGUUCCUUCCCAGUCUGGAAAUGAGAAUGAAGCUAAUAAGAUACUUUUAACUUCACGAGUUCGUCUUUCCCAUUUCCAUUUCAGCUUCUAGGAUUACUGAAUUUGAGUGGCUUACAAGGGAAAGCACUAUUAAUUAGAUGACACUUCUUAAAAUAGUCUUUUCUUUAGCGUGCAUCUCUGUUACAGACUCCUUAAUCACAUGCCAAAGAAUUCCUACCCUUUUACAUGAUCUACAGGUUUAGAUCUUUGUUGUAAAGCAGCUACUAUCCCAGAGGCGAAGUGGGAACUGCCUAACUGAAGGCAGCAUUGAGCUCCUACUGAGGAAAGAAAAUUGUUUGGCCAGGUAUGGCUUCAUUUGAGUGAGAGUUCAGAAUGUAGCAGUUGCUCACUAAGUGAAUCAAAUUUGCUCUAUUUCUGUAAUACUAGAAUUAAUCUAUAUGCUCAUUCACAGAGGAGUUUUAUUUUGUUAAGUGUCCUCUCAAUGUUCAGAGCUUGCCUGAAGUAUAUACAGGGAAAAGAGUCCAAACUAUCACCAAAAGUUAAGGAACCCCAAAACCCACCUUUUUUUUUUUUCAAAACCCACCUUUUUAAUGGAUGGCCACAGUUUAGUCUCCAGGCAGGAACCUUGCAGGGACAUAUUUCCUUUAGUUGAGCAAUGAUUUUCCUCAAGUGCUAUUUCAUCAGAUGUCAAAUAUACAUACAUAUCAUUACCAUUUCUAUUUGAAAUUUUGAACAACGAACCAUUGUAUUAAAUGUACUGUACAAAAAAGAGUUGGUUCCCAUUCUGAGUUCAGUCUUUGAACUCGGUCUGUUUGGGCUGUGCUCCUAAAUCUUUUGGCAAUGUCACCUUCAAACUAGUUUUUCCAGGCCAUUCUGAACUUGAGAAGCUCCAUGAGAGGUGUUAGAGUUUAUAUUGAACCAAGAGUCAUGAUUUCAAAUUAGUUUUACAUAGUAAGCAGUAGUAAUCCAAUUUAAUAAAUAAAUAUUAAAUCUGCAUUGCUUAUUAAAACAUUUUAGCCUUAAGGAUCUAUGAUUGUUAUAUCUUAAAGCUUUAGACAAAGGAUUGAAUAAGCUGAAAACAAUUAUGUAGGUAAUUAAGAAAGUACACUUUUGUAAUAAUGUCCAUGAUAUGCAGUUGAAUGUAUGUAAUACUCAGAUACUGUGAUUUUUUUUACAGAAAAGCAAUACAUCCAUUAUGAACAAAUCACAUUGUAAAUUAAAGGCAUUCUCUGAAAGUUAUUCUGUUGUUUUCCUGUUCUAAAAUGGUGUUGUAUGCUCUUUCAUGCUACUUCUGCCAAUGUAUCUUCUUAUUUUAUUAUAUUACUGAAUAAAUAAACUUACA